Molecule: messenger RNA, 3048 nt
Organism: Leptopilina heterotoma
Lineage: Eukaryota; Metazoa; Arthropoda; Insecta; Hymenoptera; Figitidae
Gene: Rab3GAP1
Product: rab3 GTPase-activating protein catalytic subunit
Exons: 14
Coding region: 101-2866 (921 amino acids)
Biological process (GO): positive regulation of GTPase activity
Molecular function (GO): GTPase activator activity
Source: RefSeq, a predicted model, not a curated record
GUCGACAAUGCUCGAUAACGCGCGGUUCAAGAAAGUUGUUUCCAAUUUAUUUCAUAACAAAAUUAUUACUUUUUUUUGAUGAGGAGCAAUUUAUGUCAAAAUGAAUAACGACGAAAUUGCUGAGGACGUUCAUCAUCUUGAUUUUACAACUGCUACAGAAUGGGAAAUAUUUAUUGCUAGAAUCGAAGAAAUUCUUCACGAAUGGCACCUUUCUAAUGUACCUUUUGGUUCGCCUUUGAAAGAGAAAGAUUUUGUUAAUUUACGUUGGUUGGAAGUGUCUGAGAAAUUAAAUUUUGCAGAUGUGGAAUUCACGUUUAAACACUACAAGUUAAAAACGGAAUUAAAUGAAUCAAUUGGAGGUUACGGUGAGGAAGUUGAAGAUUCGUUUACACAAUGUCAAAAGGAUAUUCUUAAUGCUUCAAAUGAUUUUGCCCAAUUGAAUGUUAAUCAUUUAGAGAUAGCUCGUUUUUAUGGAGUAAGAGAAUUUUUGGUUUUAAUUCCCUCUAAACGAACUCCUAUUCUCGAUGAGACAAGAAUUAAAAUUCUUGUCAGCUCUCUCGCCAUUGCAGCCAGCAAUUCAAAUUGUGAAGUUCCAGUUUUUGUUCAAGUACUGGAACUCUGGCAACAAUUUUACCUUGGAGUUGGUCUCGGAAGGGGAUCAAAGGUCAAUUUUAACAUGAUACACUUGAAGAAAACUCCUCCUCAUUGCAAGCAUUUAAAUGGUUUGCUUACACUGUUUAAGCAAAAAAUUAGCGAAGGAUGCGGUUUGAGAUUAGAUCCAGCAAUCAUUUCGAUAAGAUUUUCAUACAUUAUUAAAGAUUGGAUUAAUACUAAAUUGCCCCAGGAAUUUCCGGAUUUCGAAUUCCUUCAAGGAGAGACUAUAGGCGUUUCUGAAAUGGGGAAACUUCCUUUUGGAGCAAGUCACGAUCCAAUAAGAGAAUUGCAUUUGUUUACAACUUGGCAUCAAAUUGCGGAAAAUAUUGUCGUCGAUAGUGAAGGUUUUAGUGAUUUGGAUCCACUAUUAGCGCCAGAAUGGUCACUUUUGGUAAAAAGCACACAUUCACCGUGUUGUCUUCUCGGCGACAGUUUAACAAAAUUCUUUCAAUUAUGUCACGAUCAACGAACGUUAACCGAUAUUAUUGGCGAUUUGGGCUUUUUCGAAAGCGAAGAAUCAUCAUUGAGUUCGGCUUUUAAUAUUCUCACCGAAUCGAGAAUACCAACAAUAUCAAACGUUGUGGGAAAGAGAGGACCAAAAUUUCGCAGAAAAAAUUCCGAGUGUUCCAUUUCUGAACAUAAUCUCGGUCCAAUAAUGUAUUUUCUAUUUCCUGAUGCUGAUGAAAAUUCGACACAUCCGUAUGAAGAUUUCAGCAACUACAAUUUCGACGAGAACAAAUGGAAAGGAAUAAAAUCGUGUGCGAUUGGAAGUUUAGUUUGGAGAUUAGCUGUCGUCGCUGUUUAUUGUCUGUCAUCGUCCGGAGGACUCAAGGCAUUUUCUCACUUGUGGUACGAGUUCAUUCAGGAAAUUCGCUUGUGCUGGGAUAAAGGCACUUUCAUACCAGGUUUAACACCUGGUACUCCCGAUUGCGUGCACACAUGUCUUCUGCAUCAAAAACUUCAGAUGAUAAAUCAUUGCAUUCACUUGAGAAAAACGAGAGAAGAAGCUGUCGCACAGGCAGAAUUCAAAGACAUGGAAACAGAUUCGGAGGAGGACGAAUUCUACGAGUGUUCGAAUGAAGAACCAGUUCCUGGUGAGCAAGACGAGACGCAACAAAAAAGCAAGAAAGAAAAGCAUUUCUUGUGGAACAGACCAGUGGGAAGAUUGGCAAAACAUUCGACUUUUCGAUUAGUGCAAACUGGAGAUCCUUUAUACCUGCCAGUGACUCAGGAUCAAGUUCUUAAAACUGAAGAUCAAUUGGAGGAGGAUGCCCAAGUUAUGAUGGAACUAGGAACAGAUAAACAAGGCACAGAAAUGCGCGCUAGACUGAUGAGCGCCUCUUUACUUUCUGACAUGGAAUCAUUUAAAGCUGCUAAUCCAGGGGCUGUGCUUCAAGACUUUAUUCGUUGGUAUUCGCCCCGCGAUUGGGUUGAAGAGGACACUUUAGACGAAUGGGGUCAACCGAAAGGACAUCUUUCACAGAGAAUGUUACUUCCGGAUAAUGCUUGGACGACAACUUGGAAUUCAGCGCAACCUGUUCCAGCUCAUCGGCAAAAGCGACUGUUCGAUGAUACACGAGAGGCGGAGAAAGCUCUACUUUAUUUAAGUUCAAAGCGAAUCGGUCAAAUUGCUCAACUUUUAUUACCGGUUCUCACUCACGCUGCUCUUAUCACUCUCAGCGAACAGAAAGUGGAAGCGCGGCCGAAUAUUCAAAAUGUUGUGCAAAAUAUUCAAAAUAAAUUGCAACUCGCAAGUAAACCGGUGCAUCAAAAAAUGCAUUUUUACGAGGAUAUUAUCAGAGAAAUCGAAGUGGAAGAGGGUUUAAUCGAACAGGUGAAAUCGUUGCAGGGCAAAUUUGCCGAAAAUUGCGACGAUCAAGAAGUCACGUCAUUCGUUGUGCAACUAAUGACAGGCAAAGAAGUUUCUAUACCAAAUGGUUCGAGAGGAAACAUUGGUUCAGAGAUAAUAAAACUUUUCUGCGAGUCUCAGAAGGUUACUCAUACCCCAUCAAAUGCUGAAGAAGUGGAUGCGGCGGGAGAUGGAAAACAUAGAUCUUUCUCUGAACCCUCGAGCAAGGAAUUUAUUUUGCGAGCAGUCACGCCUAGACCUUCACCCUUGUCGACUCCACAACCACAGCGAUUAUACGUUUGCCUUGAACAAAAUAAUAUUCGAUUAGCCGGUGCAUUUUCGGAGGACACAAUUUUCUUUUAAAUUUUUUUUUCUCAAACCAAAUCGAGUGCAAUGGAAUUGGUAUGAUUACAAUCAAAACAAAAUUGUUUUUCUUACAUUUUAUAUCCAAUAAUUUAGAUAAAUUUAAUUGGACCUCUUGUUUUUACUUUGGGAUCGGGAUAAAUUUUAAUGGUAAUUAAAAACAGACAAUACGUCACUAAAAA